UCUCUCUCUCUCUCAUAAUUCGCCAUCCCCACCAUAUAUAAACCUCCUUUACCUAGCUAGCUUAUCAUAGCCCCAAAACCCCCCCAUCUGACUCGAUCUCUAACACUAAAACUUACAGACACGCACUUUUCUCCUCUCCAACCAAAAAACAUCAAAUCUAAUGGCAAGCACAGAGCCUGAACACCAGCACAGAGAAGACGAGGAAGCCCCAGCCGGAGAUGACGAAGACACUGGUGCUCAGGUCGCUCCGAUCGUCAAACUCGAAGAAGUCGCCGUCUCUACUGGCGAAGAAGAUGAAGAUGCGAUUCUCGAUCUGAAAUCGAAGCUUUAUAGAUUCGAUAAGGACGGGAAUCAGUGGAAAGAGAGAGGCGCUGGUACUGUUAAGUUUUUGAAACAUAAGGAGUCUGGAAAAGUUCGUCUUGUUAUGAGACAAUCUAAGACUCUCAAGAUCUGCGCUAAUCAUCUCGUGCUGCCCGCUAUGUCAGUGCAGGAGCACGCAGGGAAUGAGAAGUCGUGUGUGUGGCACGCAACGGAUUUCGCUGAUGGUGAAUUGAAGGAUGAGUUGUUCUGUAUUCGUUUUGCAUCUGUUGAAAAUUGCAAAACCUUUAUGGAAAUGUUUCAAGAAGUUGCUGAAUCCCAAAAGGGCAACGAGGAAAACAAGGAUGCAACUGCUACUGCGGAUGCGUUGGAUAAGUUGAGUGUUGAAGAGAAGAAAACUGAGGAGAAAGCUGUUGAAGAGUCACCAACUGCAGCCAAGGAAGAGGAAACUAAGACCUCUGAAGAUAAGAAAGAGGAGAAGCCUGAUCCCUCAACUUGAGGGUUGAUUUGUUUGUUUUCUCAUUCCCUUGGCGGUAUGAUGAAGUUGGGUGUCAACCACAUGUCUUGUCCAUUUUGACAAUUUUCUCAUGCUCUUGAAAUUUGUUGGACCUGGUUUAUUGGUGAUGAAUGGUUUGUGGUCCUAUGCAUUCUGCAGUUUGAUUCUGCUAGCUUUUGGUCAAACUUUGGGUCAUGUUUGCAUGUUGAGGGUUGUGAUUUUGUGGUCUGGGUAUUGUCAAGGUUUUCAGGUAGGGUUUUGUUCUCAAACAAUUGUUUACAAGUCGGUUAUAAUUGCUUUGGGGUGGGGUGGGGUGGGGUGGGGGUUGAAGUUUCUUUUUUUAAAAAAAGAACAAAAUUGUUACAGGCAAGUUUUUAUUGGGAUAUAAUUCCUUGAGCUGUGCAGUCUGAAUUAUAUUAUCUUUAUAUCAUGGGCAUGAUUUGUGUGCUACUAUUAAUGUUGUUGAAA
Populus nigra (black poplar) is the source of this 1282-nucleotide messenger RNA. Its product is annotated as ran-binding protein 1 homolog a-like. The transcript is spliced from 4 exons. Gene Ontology annotation, cellular component: cytoplasm; nuclear pore. Gene Ontology annotation, molecular function: GTPase activator activity. The record is from RefSeq and is a predicted model, not a curated record. Lineage: Eukaryota; Viridiplantae; Streptophyta; Magnoliopsida; Malpighiales; Salicaceae. Bases 161 to 817 code for a protein of 218 amino acids. Gene Ontology annotation, biological process: nucleocytoplasmic transport.